CACCAUGAACCAGAAUAGGAAUCUAAAGCCUGGAGACCUCAUUGAGAUGUCCAGAAAAGGAUAUCAGCACUGGGUGAUCUAUGUUGGAGAUGGAUAUGUGGUUCACGUGGUCAUAGCCUGUGGGCACGGCAGCUCUGGGGCCAUCAGUGUGACUACAGGGAAAGAUUGCAAGGUCAAAGUGAAGAAAGAAAAACUGCAGGAUGUGGCUGGCAAUGAUAAAUACUCUAUCAACAAUUAUCUAGAUGACACAUAUGUGCCACGUCCCAUUGAAGAUAUUCUACAGGAAGCAGAAAGAUUUGUGGGAAAGGAAUUUCCAUAUAAUCUGUUAUUAAAUAACUGUGAGCACUUUGCUACACUGGUGAGAUACGGAAAGCCACAUUCCCAGCAGGCGGAACGAGCAAAGAACAAAAUUAUUAUUGCUAUUAUAAAUGCAGGAAAUGUCUAUGGAAUCAUGGCUCUUGCAACUUUAAAUACCAAUAAAAGAAGAAGAAGAAGAAGAAGAAAAAGAAAAAGUAGAACAAGAGGGGGAUGACGAACUAUGAACAUGAAGAUGGGAAAUGAAGAAAUCUUUUGAAUCUUUAAAGUCAGUAAAUGUGCUUCAUUUGAUUACAAUUAAAUAAUGUAAAUAAAUAUCCUUACUGGCACUGGCAUCCUUGCUUUUAUUAAUUUUAUGGUUUCAAAAUUCAAAAGACAAUGAGAAGCACACACAAUGAACAGUGGGAAAUGAAGAAUUAAGAGUACAGUUGUGGAGGCAUUUG
This is a messenger RNA of Cyprinus carpio (common carp), 758 nucleotides long. Its product is annotated as phospholipase A and acyltransferase 2-like. The record is from RefSeq and is a predicted model, not a curated record. The coding region runs from base 5 to 532 and encodes 175 amino acids. Gene Ontology annotation, molecular function: glycerophospholipid phospholipase A1 activity; A2-type glycerophospholipase activity. Gene Ontology annotation, cellular component: cytoplasm. Lineage: Eukaryota; Metazoa; Chordata; Actinopteri; Cypriniformes; Cyprinidae. Gene Ontology annotation, biological process: N-acylphosphatidylethanolamine metabolic process. The transcript has 4 exons.